UACCAACUCCUUCACCUACCCCAAAAUCUCCUUGUUUUGUUCAUUCCGAUAUCGAUCCAUCACUUUCACAACCAUUAUUAGAAAUGAUAAAUCAAUUUGAUAAUGGUGUCACUCAAUAUUCAAAUUUGGCCGAAACCGCCGUUAGUGUCAGAGAAAUAUCAAAAAAACUUGGAAAAGCUCGCAUUCAUAGUGUAAUGCAAGCUAUCAUGAUUGUCACUAAACCCGGUGACCUUCGUUUAAUAAAUAUCACUCGCGAAUUAGCUAUGUAUUUAAUUACCACUCCUCGCUUUAAAAAAGAUCAUGGCGUGACUGUAUAUGUAGAUAAAAGUUUAAAAGACUUAAAGCGUUUUGAUUUUCCUGGCAUGUUAAAUGAAUCUCCUUUUGUGAAGGACUAUUUAAAAUUUUGGACCAAAGAAUUAUGUGCUGAAAGGCCUGAAAUAUUUAAUUUUGUUCUAACGCUUGGUGGUGAUGGAACCGUAUUAUACACUUCAUGGCUAUUUCAGAAAGUCGUUCCCCCUGUUUUACCUUUUCAUAUGGGUUCUCUUGGUUUCUUGACAAAUUUUAAUUUUAAAGAUUAUAAAAAUCAUAUAACAAGUGCUUUGGACGAAGGUAUACGUGUAAACCUAAGAAUGAGAUUUACAUGUACCGUUUAUCGACGGGUAAAAAAUCCUGUAAAAGCAACUCGUUGUGGUGAAACUGGUAAAAUCAUGAUUGAUUGGAACGAACUUGAAUCUUCUUCCCAUUCAAAUGAAUGUGGUCAUGAUAAAGACCUACCUUGUUUAAUUACUCAACCGUCUGAAACUUUUCAAGUUUUAAACGAUUUGGUUGUUGAUCGAGGUGCUGGUCCUUAUAUGAGUUUACUGGAAUUAUUUG
Molecule: messenger RNA, 873 nt
Organism: Racocetra persica
Lineage: Eukaryota; Fungi; Glomeromycota; Glomeromycetes; Diversisporales; Gigasporaceae
Source: the annotation of a GenBank genome assembly